GAGAGCUGGGGUCCGUUUCACAAAGCAGGUUUAGUGAAAACUCUGAGUCUGUUAACGCUGAAAUGAGGGAAUCUCUGAGUUUUCUGUUUCACAAAGGGAGGUAAUUCAAACCAGAGAAAGAGGGGUAACUCCAGCCUGUUUCACAAAGAGAGGUAACUUAAGCUCUCGGUCAGUUACCGUAGCAACAGACCAGGGUUUCCUCAAAACCUCGAGUCUCGAACUUUCUCUGUCUCCGCCCUCUUUCAGCCACACACGCUGUUUCAUUUCCUCAUUCAUUCAUUCAUUCAGCAGGCGAGUUUUGGCUUAUCCUAGUUUUUCCGUCUUUCUAAAUGGCAUGUCCUUUCAUUAACGACCCAGUGGAUGAAGGAGCAGCAUUACUGCGCAGAGAAUUAAAUAUUCGUCGGGAGAUUGUUAUCAGACCGCGCAUAGAUGUUCUCGCAUUUCCGGACAAUUAUCUUUUGGAGCGGUACCGUUUCAAGUCACACUCCAUAAUCUACAUACACAACCUAAUCCGUCCUUACAUUUGCAACAUUACCAACCGCAGUCAUGCUCUCACAUCCCAUCAGAUAUUGUGUGUUGCGCUGCGGUUCUUUGCAAAUGGAAGUUUUUUGUACAAUGUCGGAGAUGCAGAGCACAUAAGUAAAGCCACUGUAUGCAGGGCGGUCAGGAAAGUGUGCCUGGCCCUGAAACGACUUCUACCCAACUUUGUGGUCUUCCCUGGAAAUAAACCUGUCAGAGCCAUCAAGGAGGAGUUCCACAGGAUUGCAGGAUUUCCCAGUGUGAUUGGCUGCAUAGAUGGCACACACAUCCCCAUCACAGCUCCCUCACAUAAUGAAGCUGUUUAUGUGAAUAAGAAGUCCUUUCACAGCGUAAAUGUGCAGAUCAUAUGUGAUGCUUCAUGCAUCAUUACCAAUGUGGAGGCCAAGUGGCCUGGGUCUGUUCAUGAGUCGAGGAUUUAUCAAGAGUCUAACCUGAGCAACAGACUGCAACGUGGAGAGUUUGAUGGCCUUCUGCUGGGUGACAGAGGUUACCCAUGCCAACCGAGGCUGAUGACCCCAUACCCUGACCCUGAACCAGGCCCCCAACAGAACUUCAACCGGGCUCACUGCAGGACUAGAGCCCAGGUGGAGAGGACCAUAGGCCUGCUGAAAGCCCGUUUCCAGUGCCUGCGUCACCUCAGGGUGACCCCUGAGAGGGCCUGUGAUAUUAUUGUGGCAUGUGUUGUUCUUCAUAAUAUUGCCACUAUUAGAGGAGAGCGACACCCUGCCGUACAAACUGAAGACCCAGAUGAUGACCCCAUCCACCUGCCAGCUAUGCAAGACGGCAGAGCAGUCAGAGACACCAUCUGCAAUGAUCACUUCAGAGAUUAAGUCACCAUCAUCACCACCACCACAGCAAAUAAAGACAUGAUACACAUUUCAUUUGGUCUUCUUUAUUUCCUACAAACAAAAGAG
Molecule: messenger RNA, 1454 nt
Organism: Acanthochromis polyacanthus (spiny chromis)
Lineage: Eukaryota; Metazoa; Chordata; Actinopteri; Pomacentridae
Product: putative nuclease HARBI1
Exons: 4
Coding region: 330-1370 (346 amino acids)
Source: RefSeq, a predicted model, not a curated record